ACCAUAAAUUCACUUUGCGUGUCUAUAUUUUGCAUAUCCCUACUACUUUUCCCUCAACUAGAGUAAUGGUCAGCUGACAGUUAUUGCUAAAUGGUACAAAGACCCUCUGACAAUAAUUUGAAAUCUAUAAAAUCCUUCAGUGUCCUGGUGCUUUAGUGGCUUUAUAUCUACAAAAAACUGCAUGUUAUGCCACUAAUCAUUUGAAAAGUAGUGUGUUGAGUGCUACUCAAAGGUCAGUAAUGGUUCACGAGCCUUUCAAAUAAUCUAACUAUGACUGCGCUUAUAGUCUGCCCCUGCCAUAUAUUGAAGGUAUAAAUCCUUUUAUGGUAAAAGAGAAUUGGUUCUAAUGAUCAAAUCUACGGAUUACCAUCCACGUCUCAACACUGUGGAAGUUUAGAUAUCGCGUCUUAAUACGGCAUUAGCAACUGAGAAACUGCCAGUUUCGUCCAUAGCUUUUACAGCCAUUUGCGUUGCCUACACUAAAUCGAAACUAUUUGAUCCCUUUUUGUAGAAUCUGUUUUAUACUUCAAAUGGAUGAAUUCGAGGAGUACAGAAAUCCACUUACUAAGAGAUAUGCAAGCCGUGAAAUGGUGUGCAAUUUCGGAGAAAAGCGAAAAGUAAUCCUCUGGCGUCAACUGUGGAUAUGGUUAGCAGAAACACAAAAAGAGUUGGGAUUCGAUAUCACAGACGAACAGAUUGAUGAAAUGAAAAGUCAAAGGGAUUUAGUCGAUUUCGGGACUGCCGCAGCUGAAGAAAAGGCUCGGCGACAUGACGUGAUGGCGCAUGUAUACACUUUUGCUUUAGCUUGUCCAAAAGCUGCACCAAUCAUUCACCUCGGUGCAACAUCAUGUUUUGUUGGUGAUAAUGCCGAUUUAAUCAUGCUUAAGGAUGGUUUAAAUAUACUUUUACCGAAGGUUGCUAGAUGUAUUGAUCGGUUAGCUAAAAAAGCUAUGUUGCACAAGAGUUUAAUAUGCCUCGCUCGCACCCAUUUGCAACCCGCUCAACCUACUACAAUGGGUCGUAGAAUAUGUAUGUGGAUACAAGAUUUGUUAUUAGAUUUAGAGAAUCUAGAAAGGUUGAAGAACCACACAAUUCGUUUUCGUGGUGCUAAGGGUGCAGUAGGAACUCAAGCAUCUUUUAUGGAUCUAUUUCAAGGUGAUCAUCAAAAGGUUAUUAAAUUGGACGAAAUCUUAACCCAAAAGUCUGGAUUCCAGCGUUCUUGGUGUGUAACUGGUCAAACUUAUCCAAGAAAAGUAGACAGCGAGAUCUCUAACAUGUUGUCGAAUAUAGGUGCAACUGUUCAUAAAAUAUGCACCGAUAUACGACUGCUGAGUAGUUUUCACGAAGUUGAGGAACCUUUUGAAACCAAACAAAUCGGUUCAAGUGCAAUGCCAUAUAAACGUAAUCCUAUUCGUUCAGAAAGAGCAUGUUCUUUAGCACGUUAUCUAAUGCAUAUAUCGACUUCCAUGGUUUCUACAGCAUCUGUUCAGUGGCUUGAACGUUCAUUAGAUGAUUCAGCUAUUCGUAGGAUUGUUCUCCCAGAAGCUUUUCUUGCAGCCGAUGCAUGUCUUACUUUGCUACAAAACAUAGCUGAAGGAUUAAUAGUGUACCCAAUGGUGAUGGAAGCUAAUUUAAAUUCUGAACUUCCUUUCCUCGUUGUUGAACGUAUUUUGGUCAAAAUGGUGUCUGAAGGCGCAGCCAACCGUCAGGAAUGCCAUGAACGCCUUCGUAAGCAUAGUCAUGAAGCUGCUGCAGAAAUUAAAUUAAAGGGUUUAAAAAAUAGUCUCAUGGAUAAGUUACUCAACGAUGAUUAUUUUACCCCGAUACAUUCGUUACUUCCAAAUUUAUUAGAUCCAUCUUAUAUGAUCGGUCGUGCUGUUGAACAGGUGGAAGUAUUCUUAGACACUGAAGUUGACCCAGCAAUUCACUCAUACAAAGAUUCUUUAGCAUUGAACAGUAAUAUCACAAUUUGAUAUGACAACUUUAUAAAUAGUCAAAUUGUAGUUAACUUUUACUUCUGUUCAUUUCUCUUGACAUGUUUGAAUAAUUAACUUUUGUUAUGGAUUUUUACUGCAAUUUUUCAAUUCUUUUGAUUUUAAUAUUGCUCUGAUUUCC
Schistosoma curassoni is the source of this 2115-nucleotide messenger RNA. Lineage: Eukaryota; Metazoa; Platyhelminthes; Trematoda; Strigeidida; Schistosomatidae. The record is from the annotation of a GenBank genome assembly.